This is a messenger RNA of Chiloscyllium plagiosum (whitespotted bambooshark), 1321 nucleotides long. RefSeq names its product insulin-like growth factor-binding protein 5. Gene Ontology annotation, biological process: regulation of insulin-like growth factor receptor signaling pathway. Gene Ontology annotation, molecular function: insulin-like growth factor II binding; insulin-like growth factor I binding; fibronectin binding. NCBI's taxonomy places the organism in Eukaryota, Metazoa, Chordata, Chondrichthyes, Orectolobiformes, Hemiscylliidae. The record is from RefSeq and is a predicted model, not a curated record. Gene Ontology annotation, cellular component: extracellular region.
AUGGGGAAUGGCCUGGAAAUCAUGUUGGACAUCCAACAGGACGAAUACCUGCCAAUUUGGCAGGAAACAGAUGAAACCUCCUUCGAGGCGGGUAUCCGGGUACAGAUCCACAGUCCAAGUGAGCCACCCUACAUCCAUCAGCUGGGGUUUGGAGUGCCCCCGGGAUUCCAGACCUUCGUGUCCUGUCAGGAACAAAGGCUGACCUAUCUGCCUCCCCCCUGGGGUGAAUGUCGCUCUGACCUGAAGACGGAUCUCCCUGGCUAUCAGGAUUACAGUCUGACCGCGUGCCGAAUCCAGUGUGAGAAGGAAGCUGUCCUGAGGGAGUGUCACUGCCGCAUGGUGCACAUGCCAGUGAAGGAGCCUCCUGAGACAGAGCAGUCGAUUUCUCUGGACACGGCUGAGGAAGGUUACAGUUCCAAUCCAAUGCCCAAAAAGCACAGUCGCUUGUCUAACCACAAGGUGGAAGCAUUGAACAAGGAUCGCAAAAAGAGGCUGCAUAUUUCCAAAAUCAUCUCCUCCUCGGAGAACACAUCCCACGACCGACGUCUCCCUGGUCACAAGCAGGAAUCAGAACUUGGUCCUUGCCGCCGACAAAUGCAGGUGGUGUUGCAGAAUCUGAAGAAAGCUGCCUACCUGAGUCCACAUGAGGUUUAUAUCCCGAACUGUGACCGUAAAGGCCUGUACAAAAGGAAACAGUGCAAGCCCUCGAAGGGGAAGCGACGAGGCCUGUGUUGGUGUGUGAAUAAGCAUGGACUGAAACUACCUGGCUCCGAUUUCAAGCACCGUGACUUUCAGUGUCACAGCUUUGAGAGCAACUGAUGUCACUGUGUCAUUGAAACCCUCGGCAACAUGUUAGGCUCCUCUCCAACCAACUGAGCUAUCUUCUCACCAGCUGGGUGGCUGACUACAGACUAUAAACCUUUGGCAGUGAGUGCAUCAAAGUGUAAUAAUUUAAACAAAAAUUGUAUGUAAUGAUUUUUCGGGGCAUCGGAUUGGUUGAACCUGUGUGAGCUUCUUAUUUUGGCUUUUCAAUCUCUACCAAAGAAACACGUUUCAAUUCAGAUUGGCUUUGGUAAGAAACUGCUGGAGGAUGGGGUAAUAAUGUUCUCUUUUUAAACCAAAUGCCCUUUCUCAUCACGAGUUAAGGAGAUCUUCACCCAUCCAAAAAAUGCACUUAAAGAAAGCCCCCAGACCUUCAACCCAAUCUUUCACCAGACACACGGACCCUACAGAGCUACAGGGAUCUGGAUUGGACGAGGGACUGGGGACAUCCAUUGUCUGGAGUGACCUCCUCCUCACUUUCAUCUGAGGGCCUUCUGGA